Molecule: messenger RNA, 1481 nt
Organism: Andrographis paniculata
Lineage: Eukaryota; Viridiplantae; Streptophyta; Magnoliopsida; Lamiales; Acanthaceae
Product: ras-related protein RABA5a
Exons: 4
Coding region: 570-1238 (222 amino acids)
Cellular component (GO): endosome
Molecular function (GO): GTPase activity; GTP binding
Source: RefSeq, a predicted model, not a curated record
AACUCACCAACACCCUUAAACAGAAGCAAACAUUUUUAACAGUCAUGCAUUGGCACGGGAGAUUAGUAUGUCCGUGCUUGGUAAUCUGACAAUUCUUUUGAUUGAUGAUCUGGUAUAUAGUUGGAUUAAAAAGUUGCUACCAUGCUUCUGCCAAUUUUGUUAAUGUUGAGUUUAUUAUAAUGGUUAAUGUCCAAUAUCUUUUAUUUGUCUCUACAUGUUUGAGUUUAAAGGAAGAGGAGGGAUGCAGAGGGAAAAACUUAGUAUGAGGGCAUUUUCUGAAGUCAAUGCACUAGGCAUAGUAUAUGGAAGAAUCUGCUGAACAAAUUGCACAUCUGUGCCUUUGACCUUUAUAGUUUCCAAAGGGAUAAACUGCAGGUUUGAAGGAAAGAUUUUUCCUGUGGCAGUGACUAGCAGGAAACCUGCACGUCUUUCUGUUUAGUGUGCACAAUCUCAAUUGUGGGCUCCCCUCUAUCCUUCAUAUCUCUGAUUUGACCUUCAAUACUUUCUCGAAGGCCAUUUAUGCUCAGGCUAUCCAAGCUUUAGUUAUAUCUGGAACUAGAGGGUGAAAGAUGGACUUACAUACAGAAGAAAAAACGGAGGAUUACCUCUUCAAGAUUGUUAUGGUUGGCGAUUCAGCUGUUGGGAAAUCAAACUUGCUUGCUAGAUUUGCAAGAAAUGAAUUUUAUCCCAAUUCAAAGUCCACCAUUGGGGUUGAAUUUCAAACUCAGAAGAUGGAAAUUAAUGGGAAGGAAGUUAAGGCUCAGAUCUGGGACACUGCCGGCCAGGAGCGGUUUCGAGCUGUCACUUCUGCGUAUUACAGGGGUGCAGUCGGAGCGCUUCUUGUCUACGACAUCACCCGGCAUCAGACCUUCGAAAGCAUAGGCAGAUGGCUUAACGAGCUUCACACUCACUCGGACAUGAACGUGGUCGCGAUACUGGUGGGCAACAAAUCCGAUCUCAAAGAUGCUCGAGAGGUGACGACUGCAGAGGGCAAAGCCUUGGCGAAGGCACAGGGCAUGUUCUUCAUCGAAACUUCAGCUCUGGAUUCCUCCAACGUUGCGAUCGCCUUCGAGACAGUUGUGAGAGAGAUCUUCAGCAUAUUGAGUAGGAAAGUGAUGCAGUCGCAAGAAAUGAAAUCGGGGUGGAUUGCAAAUGGGAAAACUGUGGUUUUGGAAGCUGAUGGAAACGAGCAAGGUGCAGAUGAACAAUAUAAAAAAGGUGUGUGCUGCUCAUCAUGAAUGGGGAUAUGGAUCUCACCCUUUUCUCACGUUUUCUUUUUUUUUUUUUGGGUUUCAUAUGUUGAUUAGUUGCAAUUUUUGUCUACGAUUAUUAUUAUUAUUGUUGUUAUUAUUAUAGCUACGAUGAUUUACUUUGAAGAUGCAAAUGGAAGGAAUUGUAGAAUUUGAAUGAAUGAAUCAUCUGCUGGUAACACACUGUAAAUGACUGUUGGAUCAAGUGCAGUAUAUCCUCUUUCUUUCUUA